Messenger RNA from Onychostoma macrolepis, 5256 nucleotides. RefSeq names its product C1q and TNF related 1 (gene c1qtnf1). Lineage: Eukaryota; Metazoa; Chordata; Actinopteri; Cypriniformes; Cyprinidae. The record is from RefSeq and is a predicted model, not a curated record. The transcript has 4 exons. The coding region runs from base 1745 to 2584 and encodes 279 amino acids. Gene Ontology annotation, molecular function: protein binding.
ACGAGUGCUGCAUGCCAUUUAAUUUUUGUAAAUGGAAACUGUUCAAACAAAUUACAUGGUUACAAAUAACGGCAAGUGCAAUGAUGUGAAACCUUUUUCAGAUGCCAAGGAAACUGAAUCCUAGUGCAAAACAACUUGCUUGCACAAUAACAGCCAGAUUGAUGUGUUUUUCACAUUUUUGUGUGACUUAUCAAAUUAUUUCACUUUAUCUGUUGUUAGCUGCCCGUUCACAUAAAUGUUUAGGAAUGUAGGUGUUUUACUUUGAGAGAUGGCAGCAAUGUCAAGAUGAAGUCAAGCAAGCUUUGAAAUGUACACAUAUAAAUUUUAAUAGCAGGUGCAAAGCAAAAAGACACAGCUGGGUUAAAUGUAACAACACCCUGAGUUUCAUGUGGUUUUAAUAUUACAAAGUAAUUAAUUUUGCUAGUGAUGCAUCCCACCCCGUCCCUAAGGAUUAUCUUUUAAAUCAUGGGCAAUGUAGGAUCAUUGUAAAUUUCAUAGAGACAAAAAGAUUAUUUUUUUAUUAUCUAUGGAAAGAGUAGCACUGCCACAGGGUACAGGAAUCAAAUCUAGGACAGGAAUUCUUGAGGCAUGCCAUCACAAAGCCAAGUUCAAAUUGCCUCAUCUCUUGCAAGUGGGACAGUCGAAAUAUGACACGAUUAAGAGUACUGCUACACCAGAUUGCUUUUAACUCCACCAAAUUUUCCAAACUACAUGACAAAAGUUGUGUAACAGACUUUUCUUGCAUAAUUUUACGUAUAUGGCCCCUCCUAAAAUAUUACUGGCAGUGAGCAGUGGUUUAUGAGGGAAUGGUUCACCAUGUUACUCCAGUCAGUUAACAGUAGAUACAAAGUCCCACAAUAUCCUUCUUGCGUCACAUUGUGGAAGUAAAAGGGGUUGCAAAAGAUAAAUUGAAGAUGAAUGUUUUUGCCUAGUUCACUGAACCAUGGAGGAUGUUUAAGUUCAGACAAAGUGGCUUAUAUGGGUCAAGGGUGAAUCUGGCCUCAGUGUUAUGCCGCACAGACUUCAAAGUAACCACACAUACUGUUUGAGCUUUGAUGUCAACACCAAAUCCAGUGGUGCCUAUUGCUAGUUUAAAGUAAAAUUAAUGGCAUUUCUAAACCAUGUUAAACCCUUGGGAAAUUACUAUGUAGUUUAGGAUUCUGUGCAGGAAACUCUUCCUUGCAGUCACAUGGGAAGCAUCCCACAAGGACUCCCAAGCUUGAAUUCGGAAAGCGUACUAACAUAAUAUUCUUACCAUUUCAUCAGGAUACAGUAUGUAUAAUAUGAAGUCAUGUGAUAAUGUAGCAUACUGCUGUUUAGAAGUCUCAUUCUUACAUAAUGCAUACUGUUUCAAAUACUGUUUUAGUAUUCAGUAAGUGGCAAGUUAGUAUUCUAUUUCAAACACAACUACUUACAUUCAGCUUGGUAUUUGAUGGUAUAUUUUUAUUGUGUUUGAUGAAGUCAAGGCAAUAAGACAGUGAAACCAUGAUUUGUCACUUUAAUUCUUGACCUCUUAUCCUUUACAUUCUUGUCUUUUCAAAUAUCACCUAAAUGCCCAUGACCAAACAUUCAAAAGGUAGAAUCUUGUCUUUGUACAUCCCCUUCCCAUAUAAGACAUGGGGUAGGACUUGUUGGUACAGGUAUGUGAUGUUAUUCAAUACUUUGUUUGCAAACCGACAACAUUGUUGAAGUUCACCCCCAGCAGUUCUCUGCAUUUCAAAAAGGGAGAGGGGAAAACAACUCAAUGGGACCGGGAAGGCCGCAGGAGUCUUUCAACAAGAUGCUGAUAUCGAGCCUGGUACUACUGAUGGUGGUGUUUGCCAAAUGGGUUGAGCCAUAUAUUGCACAAUACCGGGAUGUGGACCAAGACACAUAUGAGCACAGAGAAAACCAGAGAUCCCCAGAAUACUACAGAGAUGGCAGUGGAACAGAGUGCAGGCGGUGCUGUGACCCUGCAGAGGAGGCCCCACAGUAUGCCAGUCCAUACCCACAAUACAAUAUUGUGCCACAGAUAAACAUCACCAUCCUAAAAGGGGAGAAGGGAGACACUGGCGAGCGAGGACCUUAUGGGAAAAUGGGCAAGUCUGGGCAAAGUGGACCACGAGGCUCCCACGGUGUGAAGGGAAACAAGGGCAGCAUUGGUGCUCCCGGAGAACCCUGUAAGUCCUACUAUGCUGCUUUCUCCGUGGGUCGCAAGAAGGCGCUACACAGUAACGAUUACUACCAAACCAUGAUCUUUGACACAGAGUUUGUCAACUUGUACGGGCACUUCAAUAUGUUCACGGGCAAGUUCUUUUGCUACGUCCCCGGCAUCUAUUUCUUCAGCCUGAACGCGCACACUUGGAACCAAAAGGAAACGUACCUGCAUCUAAUGAAGAACGAGCAGGAGAUGGCCAUCUUGUACGCUCAGCCCAGCGAUCGCUCCAUCAUGCAGAGCCAGAGCCUCAUGCUGGAGCUGGAGAGGGACGACCAGGUGUGGAUUCGGCUCUAUAAGGGCGAGAGAGAGAACGCGGUGUUCAGUGAUGACUUUGACACCUACGUCACAUUUAGUGGUUACCUUGUUAAAGCAAAGUCAGAGGGUUAAGCAGAAACAAUAUAUGGACAGCAGGGAAUUAUGUAACAGUGUCUAUUAAAUGAGAUGUAAUUUCUUGUUAUUUUGUCUUGUCUUGUAAUAUAUUUUUAACAGUUUUACAUGGUACUUCAGGAGGAACCUUGGUUCAUCUUUAUGAUCCAGUACUGGAGUGUCCUGUGUGUCUGACCAUCUUUAACUUUGUUACAGAGGCUGGUGCUAUUUGACAAACAUCGUAGAGGUUAUUGUGCUAGUAAUAUUAAAAACAAUACAAAUCUAUGUCUACAAUCUAAAAAAAAUUAAUAAAUAAUGUCAGUAUCAUAUAAAUACAUAUAAAGACAACAAUGUCAUAUUUUAAUAGAGAUUUUGCACAACAUCUACGGGUGCCUUUUUCAUGUGUAGAUAUAUCAGUAAUCAUUUAUCAGAUUACUUGAAAUGAUUGUAUUAUAUCUAUUAUAAUAUAUCUGUCUAUAAAUCAGUAUUAAAUUGGUUGUAGAAAAUUAUAAUUUAGGAUUAAUUCAAGAAAUAAUGCAAUUUCAGUUCAACAUUUGAACAUUUCAUCAUUUCAGAAGUUUAAUGCCAAAUAGUUUCUUUCAUUAUAAAACAAAAAACAAACUAAACUAAGCUAAACAGUGAUCUAUAGGUGCAUCUCAAUAAAUUAGAAUGUUGUGGAAAAGUUGAUUUAUUUCAGUAAUUUAACUCAAAUUGUGAAACUCGUGUAUUAAAUAAAUUCAGUGCACACAGACUGAAGUAGUUUAAGUCUUUGGUUCUUUUAAUUGUGAUGAUUUAGGCUCACAUUUAACAAAAACCCACCAAUUCACUAUUUCAACAAAUUAGAAUACUUCAUAAGUGAAUUGACUUCAUUUUUAGUGAAUUGUUGGCCUUCUUGAAAGUAUGUUCAUUUACUGUAUAUGUACUCAAUACUUGGUAGGGGCUCCUUUUGCUUUAAUUACUGCCUCAAUUCGGCGUGGCAUGGAGGUGAUCAGUCUGUGGCACUGCUGAGGUGGUAUGGAAGCCCAGGUUUCUUUGACAGUGGCCUUCAGCUCAUCUGCAGUGUUGGGUCUGGUGUCUCUCAUUUUCCUCUUGACAAUACCCCAUAGAUUCUCUAUGGGGUUCAGGUCAGGCGAGUUUGCUGGCCAAUCAAGAACAGUAACACUAUGGUCAUUGAACCAGCUUUUGGUACCUUUGGCAGUGUGGGCAGGUGCCAAAUCCUGCUGGAAAAUGAAAUCAGCAUCUUUACAAAGCUUGUCAACAGAAGGAAGCAUGAAGUGCUCUAAAAUUUCCUGGUAGAUGGCUGCGUUGACUGUGGACUUCAGAAAACACAGUGGACCAACACCAGCAGAUGACAUGGCAGCCCAAAUCAUCACAGACUGUGGAAACUUCACAAGCAACAUGGAUUCUGUGCCUCUCCACUCUUCCUACAGACUCUGGGACCUUGAUUUCCAAAUGAAAUGCAAAAUUUACUUUCAUCUGAAAAGAGGACUUUGGACCACUGAGCAACAGUCCAGUUCUUUUUCUCCACAGCCCAGGUAAGACGCUUCUGACGUUGUCUCUGCUUCAGAAGUGGCUUGGUAGCCCUUUUCCUGAAGACGUCUGAGCGUGGUGACUCUUGAUGCACUGACUCCAGCUUCAGUUCUCUCCUUGUGAAGCUCUCCCAAGUGUUUGAAUCGGCUUUGCUUGACUGUAUUCUCAAGCUUGCGGUCAUCCCUGUUGCUUGUGCACCUUUUCCUACCCAAAUUAUUCCUUCCAGUCAACUUUGCAUUUAAUAUGCUUUGAUACAGCACUCUGUAAACAGCCACACCUUUCAGUAAUGACCUUCUGUGACUUACCCUCUUUGUGGAGGGCGUCAAUGUUCGUCUUCUGGAUCAUUGCCAAGUCAGCAGUCUUCCCCAUUAUUGUGGUUUCAAAGAACAAGAGAUACCCGGAAUUUAUACUGUAGGGAUGGUCAUUUAUUCAAACUCAAAUGUAAAUAUUAUAAUGUUUUGAGAUACUGAUUUUUGACUUUCAUGAGCUAUAAGCUCUAAUCAUCAAAAUUAAAACAAAAAAAACUUUUUUAAUGACAUUCUAAUUUAGUGAGAUGCACCUGUAUGUCAGAUAUUUUAGUAAAUAAAUAUUUGAUCAUUUACAGUAUUGUAGAAUGAGAAAAUGGGCAGCUUAGACACAGUCCAUGCUACAGACAUCUAGAGUAACUAUGAUUAAUAAUGAUCUCUGAAUGUACUGUAUUAUAAAUGUUACAUUUGUAUAAAUGAAUGCACCGGUAAGACUUCAUGGUCAUAUCAGCAUAUAAACAACUACGUUGUGGAUUUGAUAAGAGUUGAAUAAAUGUAUGUUUUAAAACAGCAGUAAUUGUAAGACUAAAAAAAAUCUGUUCCUGUUUUGCACAAGGUCUCUAAAAUAAAAAAUAUAUAUAUUAGCACUUAACAAAAGCUCAUUAUUUUGAAAGUUUUCGAAAGAACCAGGUUACUGUGGUCAACAGCAAGUUUCUAUAAAAAGACUAACAGGGGCUUCAGCAGGAAGCACAUUUAUUAUUAUUGUUAAUUUGUAAAUGUUGUGUUCAUUGUCAAUUUUGUCAGACAGUCAAAUUGGUGACCUGCAGGUCACUGUUUAUUAAAUGUUAAAAAGCUUCAAUAAAUGAGUGGUGCUGUAAAACAAGUUCAUUUAUUUCAAUAAACAAUCUUUUUAGACUA